This is a messenger RNA of Phragmites australis (common reed), 1242 nucleotides long. RefSeq names its product N-(5'-phosphoribosyl)anthranilate isomerase 1, chloroplastic-like. The transcript has 5 exons. Lineage: Eukaryota; Viridiplantae; Streptophyta; Magnoliopsida; Poales; Poaceae. Gene Ontology annotation, biological process: L-tryptophan biosynthetic process. Bases 320 to 1111 code for a protein of 263 amino acids. Gene Ontology annotation, molecular function: phosphoribosylanthranilate isomerase activity. The record is from RefSeq and is a predicted model, not a curated record.
CUCUGUUUGUUUCUUCCUUCUGUCCGACGUUGAUCAAACUCCCUUCCCUCGUUUGCCAUCGCUCAACUGGCGUUCUUGUUCGCGAGAGACGGCUAAUUGUUUCUGACGUAGUGUUCAUCUUCUUUGGGUAGCAGUGUUGAGUUCUUGCCCGCAGUUUUAUCGCCGUGUAGGGGAUACAUGAGCUUACUGGUUCAAUCCAGAUUUUGUUCUAAACUUGGAUUCGAAAUCCUCGAAAGACCAUUAAAUUUUUGAAAAGGAUCCCUCAGGCUUGUCACCUCGUUGCCCUGAAAUUUCUUCUCCGAUUGUCGAUCACCAGGCGAUGGCGACCCCAGUCUCCGCUUCACAGUCGCUGCGGAUCGUUAUGCCGACGUGCAGUGGGAGUCCAAUAUUGCCUGCAGUUAAAAUGACAUGUUUGGCUAGUAAACAAACUAUUGCUGCCAUGCCCUUGUCAUCUACUUUGGAGAACGCCAAAAGAAAUGAGCCUCUAGUCAAAAUGUGUGGCAUUACAUCUGCAAGGGAUGCUGAAUUGGCUGCAAAAGCUGGAGCUAAACUUAUCGGGAUGAUUCUUUGGCCCAACUCCAAACGUUCUGUCCCGUUGCCAGAAGCCAAAGAGAUAUCGAGAGUAGCGAAAUCUUAUGGGGCUGAACCAGUUGGUGUGUUUGUGGAUGAUGAUGAAGAGACCAUCUUAAGAUCAUCCGAUUCAUGCAACCUUGAACUUAUCCAGCUUCACGGAGAUAGCUCCCGAGAACUACUUCCUGUGCUUUGGAAGAACAACCGAAUUAUAUAUGUCCUGAAUGCUGAUGAGGAUGGCAAACUUAUUAACACUCCUCCAAGUGAAGAGUAUGUCCUUGAUUGGUUUUUGGUGGACAGUUCAAAGGGUGGCAGUGGUAAAGGGUUCAACUGGGAGAAAUUUCAAAUGCCAUCCGUCAACAGCAAGAAUGGCUGGUUAUUAGCAGGAGGCCUUCAUGCGGAUAAUGUUUCACAAGCCGCUUCUGCUCUAAAACCAAAUGGCCUUGAUGUUAGCAGUGGAAUAUGUUAUCCCGACGGCCUACGGAAAGACCCAAUGAGAAUAUAUUCCUUCAUGAGCAGUGUAAAAAGCUUGAGUUUCUGACAAGGUAAUAAAGGCAGUAUGUGUUAUUCUAUGGUUAUAGACUCUUGAUACGGUAUGUGAAAAUUAAAUGAUGGAAGCGAAGAUCUUUGUCAUCAACCUGUUGAAUAAUGGAUAAUUUUUAAUUUUUUUUU